AAUCUUACAUGUGCAUUCGAUUAUUUACGUUAGGUUGAGCUUUGUGGCCAGAUGAUCAAAUUCUCCUGCUGGAAGUUUUGUGCCUCCUAUUUGCGUACUUCAUCUCGAAAUAAUCAGGAUAACCAGAAAAUUUAAAAGAAAAACAAAAACCAGUCAAGGAAAACAAUCGUCGAGCUGAAAGACAUGCAUUCCAAAUCGUAUCUACAUUUCACCAUUUUUUUGGUGUUUCUGAGCAUCUCAGUUCAUGGAUUCCAUGUGAAUAAUUCUGACACGCAUUCCAUAAGUGGAUCAAUUCGUUCUACUGAUCUUCCUGAAAACACAUCUGAUUCACUAUCAGAAUCUUUCAUCGAGCUAAUUAAACAGUUAACGGGUAUACAAGUUUAUUUGGAAACCAAGACGAGCGAUAUGGAAAAACGAGACAUUGAAUUGAGGCUGAGAGAAAAAGAGGCUAAAAAACGAGAGGAUGGAAUAAAAAGCCUAGAACAACUAUUCAAGCAAAAGGAAGAAUACAUCAAUAAAACAGCUGAAACUAUUAAUAAAACUGACUCCCAAGUAACAUUUAGAGAGGCAAUGGUAAAACAAAAGGAAGACGCAAUCAACAAAAAAGAAACUGAAGUCAAAUAUCACGAAGACUUGUUGAAAAAACGGAAGGCAGAAGUACAUCAAAAGGGAGACACAAUCAACAAAAAAGAAACUGAAGUCAAAAACAAUGAACAAUUGUUAAAAACACGAGAGGCAGAAGUAAAUAAAAAGGAAGUUGCAAUCAACAAAAAAGAAACUGAAGUUAAAAACAAUGAACAAUUGUUAAAAACACGAGAGGCAGAAGUAAAUCAAAAAGAAGACACAAUCAACAAAAAAGAAACUGAAGUCAAAAACAACGAAGAAUUGUUAAAAACACGAGAAAAACAGUUGAAUGAAAAAGAAAACGAAUUGGAAAAAUCGAAUGCAGAUGUGAGGAAGCGAAUAGAGCAAUUGAAACAGAAGGAAGAAAAUAUUGAGAAAACUGAAACUGAAAUCAAAACGAGAGAAAAAAUUUUGAAAAGACAAGAAAAAUUGAGGCAAAAAGAAAAUAAAACCUGUUCAAUUGGUUGGGUUCGUGCAUCUAAUGAUAAUAAACUUGUAAAUGUACUUGUAGGAGGACAAGAUAGCGCAGGCACAUUGUAUGUUGGGCGAGCAAACCAUAACGGUUCCCUGAUUCCUGGAUAUCUUUCUGUCGAUGGUACCAUAUUUUUUACAGUUGAUGGCCAUCCAUAUAUUUCAUACUACGAUGAACAUAAUUAUGAAGUUGCUACAUUUGAUGAAAAAAAUAUCUGUCGAGUCUUAUGGGUCAAGGCAUCCAAUGGUAGUGUCCCUACAAACGCAAUUGUAGGAGGAUAUGACAGUCAUGGAGAAAACUUAUAUAUCGGAAGAGCAAUUCACAAGGGUCAUGUGAUUCCAGGAAAAGUACAACCCAGUCUUCAUUGCUUGCUCAUUUAUUAUUCUUACGUUGAAUAUCGUUACACCGAGUAUGAAGUUGCGGUAAUCGGAUUAUGAUGGCUAAGCCAUACAUAUGUUCAACAAUUUUCCAAAAAAAAAUCCUACCUAAGAGUUUAACUAGAAAAAAAAAAAUGUGUAUUAGGAUUUGUUUCAUGUUUAUAUAGUUAUUACGAAAAACUAUAUUUUCAAGGUUCAAAAAAAUAAAAUAAAAAAUGGUUGAAAAAA
This is a messenger RNA of Planococcus citri (citrus mealybug), 1701 nucleotides long. Its product is annotated as putative leucine-rich repeat-containing protein DDB_G0290503. The record is from RefSeq and is a predicted model, not a curated record. Lineage: Eukaryota; Metazoa; Arthropoda; Insecta; Hemiptera; Pseudococcidae. Bases 184 to 1533 code for a protein of 449 amino acids. The transcript is spliced from 2 exons.